UAGUCACAUUUAGUCGAUUACGUUCUUUAUACAAUUAUUCAUUACAUUCAUUUUUUACGUUUUUUCCUCAAUUAAAAAUUACCAUACAUAUAUAUUAAAUUCCCAUAAUUAAUAUUUUGAUAUCAAGUUUCAAAUUUCGCCCAAAACAAUGGAACUGGACAAAGAGAGUUUAUCAGUUUUGAAUACUGUUUUAAAUAACCCGCCAUCAAUUCCUGAUGAAGAUCUGAGUGGGGGCGGAGGAACGCAUGGAAAAAAACACAGCAAACCAAAGAAAAAAGAUUCGUCAUUGAAUCACGGUAACGAUUUAACGGAAAUACUUAAAUCAAACAGCUCAUUAGACGAAAAAUUACAAUUAGUAUGCAAUAAGUAUUCAGAAAUAAUGCAUGCGAAUCGUAAAUUAAUGGUUGCGUAUAAAAUAUCUGAAGGACGAGCGAAUAAAUUGCAGCAGGAAAAUGAACAGAGUCAGCAGCAACGAUCAAAAGCUGUGUUGGCACGUUCGCGAUUAGAAAAUCUCUGUCGCGAAUUGCAGAAACUCAACAAGGCGCAAAAAGAAGAAAUUGAUUUGAAGCUACGUCUUGAGGAGGAAAAGAGAAAAGAAAUUUCGGCGACAUUUCAAAGUGCGUUUGCUGAAAUGAGCACUCUUACUAAUCAGAAUACCGAAAAAAACAGCAAAAUGCGAGAGGAAAACUUGGAAAUGCGGGAAAAAAUAAAGUCAGUACGCGAAAGGAUUGAGUUGAGUGAACAGCAGUUGGAAAAAGUACGUCAGCAAGCUCAAUUAGAAAUAGAAUUAGCAGAAGCUAAAAUGGCUGCUUCCAAAAUGGAAAUGACUGCAGAAAAAGAAACUUUGCUGAAAGAAAAACAACAAUUAUUAUUAAAAUUAACAGAAUAUCAAGUACGAAUAAGUGAAUUACAAGCAACAGAAGUAGGAUUGAGAAGUCAAAUAAGCAUGUAUACUGAAAAAUAUGACGAUUUCCAAAACGCGUUAGCUAAAAGUAAUCAAGUCUUCAGCGGAUUCAACGAAGAAAUGGAGAAAAUGUCUAAAAAAAUAAUAAAACUAGAAAAAGAAACGAGUUUAUGGAAGCAAAGGUGGGAAAAAAGUCACGCGUCGCUGCUGGAAAUGGCUGCGGACAAGCAGAACCGGGAUACCGAGAUGUCUAAAUUGAAUCACAAGUUGUCGCUGCUCCAAGAGUUAUGCAAAGCGUUUCAGCGCGAGCGGACGGAACUCCUGGCCCAACUAAGAGCAGUAAAUGGUACCGCAGCUUCCAGUGUCCAUAACACCAAGCUGGACAAAGUGGACAUCAAACAGGUGGAGGAAUUGUCCAAAGAUUGCCAGCAGCUCAAAGACGACUUGGCGCAUUUACAAGAUAAUUUAUCGGAGACUAUUGUCGAGACCAAUGAGGAAAUAAAAACUGAAACGACUGAUAUUGAUGAUGAUAAUAAAGAGGAAGCAACUUCAGAGUCAAAAGAUUUACAAGUUGAUGGAAAAAAUGAAAUCGUAGAAAUAAAAAUAGAAAAUGGAGCAGAAGAAAGUAAAAUCGAAGAAAAUGUAAUGGAAAGUCAAAUAAAAGAAAGUACAUCAUCAUCAAGUACUGAAAUAGUAUCAAUUACAAAUGAAAAUGAAGUAAAACCAAUUGAUAAUAAUUUAAUAUUAAAUAAUAAUGAACCUCUUCCAGUAUCUCAGUCAAUAAAUUCAUCAAAUAGUAAUUUAAAUAUAGAAGCUCAAAAAAAUAAUGACGAUAGCGUUAAUUCAUGCUCAAUAAUUAAAAGUACUGAUACAGAAAGUCAUACAAACGCAAGUACUGACAUUGAAGUAAAUAAAGUUCCCGAAACAGACGAUGGGGAAAUUAAAAAUAAUAGCGAUGACUCAAAACCAAAUACUAGUGACGACAAAAGUAAUAGCUGUCCAGCAAAAAAGAAGAAGGGAAAGGAUGGGAAGCGGAAGAAAUAAUUUAUUUUAUACUAAUACAUUUGUAACAAUGAAAGAUAAUUUAUACAAUCAAUUGAAAUAGUAAAUUACCUAGACGUAUCAAUAACUUAAUUUUUUUCAUACUCAUUAAAUUAUUUAUGUAAUACAUCAGUCAUUUAAUAUCACGAGUAACAAGGAACCCGAUUAAAAAAAAUUUGUAAGUAAAAUAAAAAAUAAAAAAAACUUUCUA
Messenger RNA from Microplitis demolitor, 2156 nucleotides. Its product is annotated as alpha-taxilin. Gene Ontology annotation, molecular function: syntaxin binding. Bases 149 to 1948 code for a protein of 599 amino acids. NCBI's taxonomy places the organism in Eukaryota, Metazoa, Arthropoda, Insecta, Hymenoptera, Braconidae. The record is from RefSeq and is a predicted model, not a curated record. The transcript is spliced from 6 exons.